AUGUAUGCGGAAUUAUUAUUUGGGGAGGGACGGUCGGGCGGUGACAUAGCUCGGGGCUAUCAGAAUCACGCUCGGCUGGCCACGAGCACCGCAGACGUCGCGCCGCCCGCAUACACCUUCAAUGCCACCUAUUUGACGACGCUUUGCUGUCUCCCGCGGCUAGUGAGGGGCGGAAUGCAAAUGAGGGAGCGGGGCACGUUUGUUGAUUUAAUCAACAAGGCCGAAUCCUCCGACACCUCUGGGCUGACGGUCCACUCGGCGCCCGCUGACCUACAUCGCUUUGGCACCCGCAAUCGCCGCUUCAACUUAAUUGUCCCGACACUCGGGCCUCCUAACGACUGCGCCGCAAUCGCUCGGUCCGAGGGGCGC
This is a messenger RNA of Iphiclides podalirius (scarce swallowtail), 369 nucleotides long. The record is from the annotation of a GenBank genome assembly. NCBI's taxonomy places the organism in Eukaryota, Metazoa, Arthropoda, Insecta, Lepidoptera, Papilionidae.